GUCCAGACCUCCGAAAUUGGCAUCUCCCUUGUGUCGGGCUCAAGACCACGCUUUUCUCGUGCAUGUAAUCAUGCGUUCGGCGCCAUGAGCAAAUGUGUCGUGGAACACAGGGGGCUUGGAAGCGAUGGUGAGUCAGAUGACGAAGACGACGACGACGAUACUGACGCCUCGUCAGCAUCAGACGACGCACCUGUGCGAAUACUUCUCUUCGCGUUCAUGUUCAUGUUCCAGGGCUACGGCUGCAUGGUCGGAAAUCCGCAGCAUGCGCUAAAAAUGAAGCUGGAUCCUGGCGGGACUUGGGGCGAGCAGGAGUCGAAGGAUUUUCAAGAUGCGACCGCUUCCUUUCAACUCGCGAAGCUGUUCAUGCGGAUCGGGCAGAUUGCUUUCUUGGUGUUCUUGCGGCCGAACGGAAUAGUGUUUUUAUCGUACAUCGUUAUGUUUGUCGCGCUCCUCACGCCUCUGAUUGGAGUCUGGGGCAUGGGAAUCGACAGCCUCUGGAUUGUCUACCUCCAGUACAGCUUGGGAGGUGCUGCAGUUGGCAUGUUUGAGGGCACAUUCUUGACUGCCAUAAGUUCCCUCGGCAAGGACACCAAGACCUUCACCAUCAUGGGGGCGCCGUUGGGCUUCGCCGUGAACAAUGUGAUCCUCGGGCUGCUGUCGCAGUGCGGCAUGCCCGCGCAGCUGUACUACGUCUACAACGCCGCGUGCGUGCCGAUCGCCGCGGCCAUCUUCUACCAUUACGCGCCUCGCGCGGACGGAAAGAGCGACGGCAAAGGCUGCCAGGUGUUCGCCAACUCUAUGAGGCACGCCCGCGCAUGGCUGCCCUUGAUGAUCCCAUGGCUGAUCGCCAAGUUUAUCGGCAACUUCGUGCUUGAAGAUGGCUUCCCGCUACUCUUCAACAUGCUAGAGGGCGACAGCCGCUCCGCGCACGAAGAGGGCUCUCGGAGGCCCACGUCGGGAAGAACACCGGCAGCCUCGAUCUUGUCGUUGUGCCCCGACGGCGAGGUCGAUCAGCAUGCCGCCUCGUGUCGCUUCUGCUCGUGCCCGUUGGACGCGUGUCUCUCAGCGAGCUGGACCGCCCUCCAGGAAUCACGCUGUCGCUUGGGCCUGCGCAGCGGACUACGUGGGAAUCGCGCUGUCGCUCAAGAGUUCCCACCGAUGCAUGCAGGAUGCACGCUUUAGCAACCCGCCUGCUCGGCCUCGCCGCCCGGGGCCGCCUUCCCGGCCCGCCCGAUCUGCCCGUUUGGUUCUGCCACGUGUCUCGUGCUCCUGCCUUCCCUCCUGCUUAUUUCUCUCGUGCUCCAUCCUUGUCCCUCCCCCGU
Molecule: messenger RNA, 1322 nt
Organism: Prorocentrum cordatum
Lineage: Eukaryota; Dinophyceae; Prorocentrales; Prorocentraceae
Source: the annotation of a GenBank genome assembly